Molecule: messenger RNA, 3311 nt
Organism: Coniophora puteana RWD-64-598 SS2
Lineage: Eukaryota; Fungi; Basidiomycota; Agaricomycetes; Boletales; Coniophoraceae
Product: heavy metal translocatin
Exons: 4
Coding region: 127-3186 (1019 amino acids)
Biological process (GO): copper ion homeostasis; monoatomic cation transport
Cellular component (GO): membrane
Molecular function (GO): ATP binding; P-type divalent copper transporter activity; ATP hydrolysis activity
Source: RefSeq, a predicted model, not a curated record
GGAUGUUCUCAUAAACCUCGGACGCCUUCAAUAAUUAUAACCUCCUCCUUUCUUCAAAACGCUGGCGUUUACUCCUUACACACAAUCUUGUAUCAUAUCAUCAACACCUCCCGGGCCGUCCCACCCAUGGCGACCAUCUCCUCUGUCCUCUCAACCGUCAUCGAAAAGGCAAAGCUCGGUGUCGGCGAGCUCUCCCUCCCAUCCACAUCCCACGACCACCUCCCCUCCGCCAUCGCUCUCGGCCAAGGUGCCGACCCCUCGCCCUCAGAUCCCGACAAAGGAGACGCCGUAGCCAAAUGUGAGCUCAAGAUCGAGGGCAUGACCUGCGGCGCCUGUGUCGAGUCCAUCGAAGGCAUGCUCCGUAAUCAAGAGGGCAUACACUCCAUCAAGGUCGCCCUCCUCGCAGAGCGCGGCGUCGUCGAAUACGACCCCGAGAAAUGGACACCCGAGAAGCUCGUCAGCGAAAUCGAAGACAUCGGCUUCGACGCCUCCCUCGUCCCCGUCUCCCGCUCAGACACCCUCACCCUCAAGAUCUACGGCAUGACCUGCGGCGCAUGCACCUCCGCCGUCGAGUCCGGCCUCUCCGAACUCCCAGGAAUCACCUCCGUCGCCGUCUCCCUCGCGACGGAAACCGCCAAGGUCACCUUCACCCCCGGCAUGCUCGGCCCGCGCGAGAUCGUCGAGCGUGUCGAAGAUCUCGGCUUCGACGCCCUUCUCGCAGACACACAGGACAGCACCCAGCGCGAGUCGCUCACUCGCGCAAAGGAGGUCGCCGAGUGGGGUAGGCGCCUAAAGUGGGCCGCCGCUUUUGCUGCCCCCGUGUUCUUCCUCUCCAUGAUCGCAAAGCACAUUCCGGGCGUGCGGAGCGUCACGGGUCUACGCCUAUGCAACGGGCUCUACCUCGGCGACAUCGUCGUGUGGGUGCUCACAACCCCUGCGCAGUUCUGGGUCGGCCGCCGCUUCUACCAGAACGCGUUCAAGGCGCUGCGCCACGGCGGCGCGACGAUGGACGUGCUCGUCAUGCUCGGCACGUCCGCAGCAUACAUCUACUCCGUCUGCGCCCUCCUCUCCGCUUCCGUCAACAACGCCCCGGGCUUCCGCCCGAUGGUCUUCUUCGACACCUCCACGAUGCUCAUCUUCUUCGUCUCGCUCGGCCGCUACCUCGAGAACCGCGCAAAGGGGCGCACGUCCGCCGCGCUCACCGACCUCAUGGCGCUCGCCCCCGCGAUGGCGACGAUCUACACCGACGCGCCCGCGUGCACCGCCGCGGGCGAGAAGCGCAUCCCGACGGAGCUCGUCCAGGUCGGCGACACCGUCAAGCUCGUGCCGGGCGAGCGCGUGCCCGCGGACGGAACCGUCGUGCGCGGCGCCUCGACCCUCGACGAGUCCGCGGUGACGGGCGAGGCGCGGCCCGUGCUCAAGCAGCUCGGGGACACGCUCAUCGGGGGCACGGUGAACGGGCUCGGUGCGCUCGACAUGCGCGUGACGCGCGCCGGGCGCGAUACGGCGCUCGCGCAGAUUGUGAAGCUCGUCGAGGACGCGCAGACGAGCAAGGCGCCCGUGCAGGCGUUCGCGGACCGCGUCGCGGGCGUGUUUGUGCCGGCCGUGCUGGGGCUUGCGCUCGUGACGUUCGUGGGGUGGCUUGUGCUCGCGCAUGUGCUGAGGGCGGACGCCCUCCCGCCGAUGUUCCACCGCGAGGGCGCGAGCACGCUCGCGGUGUGUCUGCAGAUGUGUAUAUCCGUCGUCGUCGUCGCGUGCCCGUGCGCGCUCGGGCUGAGCACGCCGACGGCGAUUAUGGUCGGCACGGGUGUGGGCGCUGCGAACGGGAUCUUGAUCAAGGGCGGGCGGGCGCUCGAGGCGGCGCGGAGCGUGCGCACGGUGGUGCUUGAUAAGACGGGGACGAUUACGCAUGGCAAGAUGAGCGUGGCCGGGAUGGCGUGGGCGUCUGCGCCCGGGGAGCAGGAGCUGAGGCCAGAGGGGCACGUCGGUGCGCAGUCGCUGGCGUGGACGUGUGCGGACGGGCAGACGACGCGCGGUGCGGUGCUCGCGAUGGUGUGUGCGACGGAGGGGCGCAGCGAGCAUCCGCUCGCGCAGGCACUUGCUGCGCACGGGAAGGAGAUUCUCGCAGCGGGGGCGCGCGGGGUGCUCAGGCCGGAGGACGUUGUGCUCGAUGCGUUUGAGAGCGUCACGGGCGCGGGUGUCAAGGCUGCGCUUACGGUCGCCAAAGGCCAGGAGAAGGCGCGGUACGCGCUGCUGGUGGGCAACGUCAAGUUCGUCACGCGGGACGCGGAUCUGCCCGGUGCGCUCGGCGCGUUUGAGGAGGCGGAGAGCGCGGCGGGGCGCACGGUCAUCUUCGUCGCGCUCGGGCGCCUGUCCUCGUCCGGCGGCAAUGCUGUGGACACCGCGCGGUGCGCGCCGGUGCUCGCGGUGUCGCUCGCGGACGCGCCAAAGGCGACGAGCGCGCAGGCUGUGAGGGCGUUGCGGGCGAUGGGCGUCGAGGUGGCGAUGAUGACGGGGGACGGGCUCGCGACUGCGCGGGCGAUCGCGAAGGAGGUGGGGAUCGACGCGGGGUGUGUGCAUGCGGGUGUGAGUCCGAAGGGGAAGGCGCAGCUUGUGGGCGAGAUUGUGGAGAGGGGGAGGAAGGCUGGGCGGGGUGUUGCGAUGGUCGGAGACGGGAUCAACGACUCGCCCGCGCUCGUCGCCGCGACACUGGGGAUCGCGUUCUCCUCUGGCACCUCCGUCGCCGUCGAAGCAGCGGACAUCGUGCUCAUGCGCGGGGACCUGCUCGACGUCGUCGCGGCGCUGCACCUCUCGCGCGCGAUCUUCGGCACGAUCCGCCGGAAUCUGCUGUGGGCGUGCGUGUACAACGUGCUGGGCAUUCCGCUCGCGAUGGGCGUGUUUCUGCCGCUGGGGAUAUACAUGCACCCGAUGCUCGCGGGCGCGGCGAUGGCGUGCUCGAGCGUGAGCGUUGUGACGAGCUCGUUGAUGCUGAAGGGGUGGACGCGGCCGCGGGAGAGUGUUGCGCCUGGGGAGGAGGCGAGGCGGGGCGAGGGGCUGUUGGACGGGGUGUGGGUGUGGUUUGGGGACGGGUGGGAGGGUGUUAGGGCGUUUGUGAGAGGAAGGCGGGGCGGGAGUAGGGAGGGGUAUGAGCAGCUGCCUGUUGAGCUUGCUGAGACGAGCGUGUAGAGAUCAGGUUAUUUCUUGAUUGUACUUGUAAUCUUCAAGUUUUGUCUCCUUGGGUUUUGUGUUAGAGCUGCUUUCUGUGUUAUUCAUACCUUACUUAGACUCGCCGAAUAUUACUGUGCCAUUUG